AUGGUAGUCGAUUGUUUCUCCGUUCACGGGUCGGAAGAUUUGGAAAUGAAAGAUGGGGGUCAGGAUAAGAUUGUGAAGAAAUCUUUGAAGCGGAAGAGGGUUUCAGUCCCUGAGUAUGCGAGCCCAGAAGAUAGAGAAUCCAGGAUUAAUGAGUUACGAGAAGAGCUCAAUAGUUUGUUUCAGUACUUUAGAGAGGUUUCAUUCCAAAAAGUAUGUUUCGAUGAGAGUAGUGGUGGUGGUUGUUCAAGUACUUCCAUGAUUGCUUGUUUUCUGGAAGAAAGCGAUCUCCCGCACUCUAAACUCGUGGAGAAGAUUUAUGAUAAGCUGAAGAUGAGAGAGGGGAUCUCUUUGGCUUAUGUGCGUAGUACGGUACUUUCUGUUGGGCAGAGGUUAAUGUUUGGCAUUGCUAAUGCCGAUGCCGAUGUGUUGGAAGAUAACUCCGAAGCAUGCCUUUGGUGUUGGGAGACAAGAGAUUUAAAGUUAAUACCAAAAAUCCAACGUGGGGGUUUAAGUAUUAGGCGUACUUGUCGGAAAAAAAUUCGUGAGAGAAUCGCUGCUGUUUCAGCAAUGAUAUCAUCAUUACAAAUGCCAAAGAGCUGCCAGAACUACAGAACUGAUUUGGUGAAAGCAUCAGAAAAGAUUGGUAAAGUAUUGAAUCAAGCAGACAUUCGCUUGCUAGUGGAAAACAUGGUGCAGAAGAAUGGUACCGACAUGGAUGAAAAGGGAGCUAAACUAAAAGAGAAAGAGCUAAUCAAGGGACUGGAGAGAAAUAAACGAGAAGUUGAGAAGGAGAAGAAAAAAAUGGGCCGUGAACUUCAGAAGGAGAAAAUACGAAGUGCAUUACUUAAGUGUCUAGAUUUACAAUCUGAAACUAUUGAUCAGGAAGUUAAAACUGAGUGGGAAGUGAAUGUAAUUAACAUGUAA
Molecule: messenger RNA, 924 nt
Organism: Telopea speciosissima
Lineage: Eukaryota; Viridiplantae; Streptophyta; Magnoliopsida; Proteales; Proteaceae
Product: chromatin assembly factor 1 subunit FAS1-like
Exons: 5
Coding region: 1-924 (307 amino acids)
Biological process (GO): nucleosome assembly
Cellular component (GO): nucleus; CAF-1 complex
Source: RefSeq, a predicted model, not a curated record